AUGUAUGCGCGCACUACAGCUCUGCAGAGUCUCCUGAGGCUCUCUGCAGCUCGUGCCCAUGUGCGCAAACUCCACAUAUUCCAUGCGGAGUCGGUAGAGACGAUGCCUGGUCAGGCAAGCAUCAUAUCGCAGGUCAUGGGAGAUGAGACAGCGUCGUGCGGUGCGCCCGCGUUACGAUCUUCUUGGCUACAGCACUUGCAGUUGUUCUCCAAAGAGUCUCGUUCUAGAAUCCAGAGCAUCGCAAGGUCUAUCUACUAUAAGGGCCCAGGAGGCAAUCUUCACAAGACUUUCCGGUUCUUUCCGGCGUACCAUCGCGUGGUCUACACAAUGGGCGCUCAUAGCCUGGCCACAUUUCAGUGGUUAUACAGAACUCGGGAUAUAGAAGAGGCACUCUUUUGGUUUAGAGAGGGGCUCAGAUGGUUGCCAGAAAGCCAUCCAGGAAGAUUGCUCUUUCUUUACGGAAUUGCUAGUGCGCUCGUGCAGCGCUUCUUGGAAUUCGGAUUUGUCCAAGACGUGGACCAGGCAGUGCAGAUAUAUCAAGAAUUGCGUAUGUCCACGCGGAAUGGAGUUUUUUUUGACGUGAGUUUCUUGGAUGUGCGUCUGUUCGGCAUCUAUCUCUCACCUAAACAUAAAGGUCCAUCCAGGUUCAUGCUGGAAUACCUGCUCGCACAUGCUGUUUACAACAGAUUCUGUCGUACCAAGAACCCAAACGACCUGCAGUUGUUCCACGAUCUGCGAAAGGAGGUCGUUGGCAAUUUCGAUGCGCAGGCAGGCGAACUGCCGCCGAUGCAUCUUCCCCGUGUCGCUUGCAUUUUUCGAUACUCGUACCAAGAAACGGCUGCGCUAAAGGAUUUGGAUCGUGCUCGUGAUGCCCUCCAACGCGUACUGUUGUUGCCAUCACCUGUACAGAAUCCUAACAUCAGACAGCGCUACUCUACCGUAUAUCAUGCAAGUGUUAGGUUGCGGGUAUCGGCGCUUUUGGAGCUGAACAUCUGUUCACGUCUCCGUUGGCGCUCGACGACUGCUCUUGCUGACCUUGACGGAGGAAUUGCGCAUCUACGAGAGUGCCAGAGAAUUUUGGAUCCCGUCCUCUUGGACCUAUGGUCUGUGAAACACAGGGCUCGUUUCUUAUGCCACGUCUAUCUGGCCAUGACCUUGUCUCUCCGCUUUCAACAAACUGGAGAAGGAACAUGUCUUCAGGAGGCUAUCGAGUCAAUCGAUGCUAUUACUCCUAGCUCUUGGAGCCGUUUAGGGCUGGAGCAGAUCAUCAGUGCGAAAGAGCUCGUUGAACUUCUUCACAAUCAUUCCGCUGUUCGUUCUGCGUUUAGCGAGGCCCAGCGUGAUCGCCUCAUGAAGUUUUGCCUUCAUAUGAUCUAUAUACUGCGGUCAUCCUACCAAGGUCUAGGUAACGCAUCGCGUCUGGAGGUGUUGAAGCAGGUCAAGGAGCUGUCAAACUCCGUUGCGCAGCUUGCUCUCGCUUUUAAGAUGCCGAUGAUCUGCUUGCAAAGCCUUGAGUGGGGACGAGCAUUGUUCUGGCAGCAGACUCUCCGUUUACGAGGACCUUUCGACCAUCUCCCUCGUUAUCUAUCAUCUCGACUGCAGCGCACUUCUGCGAAACUGGUAACCUCGGUGACUACCUCGGACAUGCAUGCGGACAGUGUGGACAAGGAACUGCCUCUGCAGCGUCUGUUGUCAGCCAGAUUCAACAUGUUUGUGGAUGCUGCUCGCCGCCUUGAAGGCUUCGGCGACUUCCUAAAUCCCACACUGUCUUCGCAGCCCUAUCGUCACAACAUAGCUUGCAAGAGUCCUAUUGUAAUACUCAUCCCAGGAAGACCUUGUCAUGCGGCUCUCAUCACCGGUGCGAGCACAGAACCACGCCAAGUGGUAUUUCCCGACAUCACAGAUGCGGUCCUAGAAGAGUGGGUCACGGAAAUCGUCAUGGGUAACGUGCGAGCAGCUGCAAGCGACGCGAGGCAUAUCGCUCGGAGGCUCCGACGACAAGCGAAGCAGAGACAAUCUCUGGCCGAGAUCUGGCUCGGCAUUGUUGAGCCUGUGAUGAGGGAGCUUGGGCUCGAAAAAGCCCAAGGGAGAGACAGGCCUCGCAUCUGGUGGUGUCCUACGGGCAAAUUCUCAUUCUUACCAUUACACGCGGCGGGCAUAUUUUCCUGUCCAACGGCAGAGUCUUUGUCAGACUACGCGGUUUCCUCGUAUACGCCCACCAUUGAUAUCCUGGUCCAAGCGAGAAAGACCUGGUCCACGACCCCUUCCUUGUCUUCGACUGCACAAGUGCUACUCGCCGCGGCACCGGCGGCUCCUGGACAAGCACGCCUCCCAUAUGCUCUGGACGAGGUGACUGCAAUCGCUCGCACGCUCCCAGGCGACUCCCUUUUGCAGACAGGAUCCACCAUCGGUUCGUCGACCGUACGGGAUGUGACGGACCUGCUCGCGCGUGCGACGAUCGUGCAUCUAGCUUGCCAUGGCCGCCAGGAUCCCGACUCGCCGCUGUCUAGCGGGUUCUUCCUCACGGAUGGGAAGCUAACGAUAUCGCAGAUGAUGCAGCUGAAGGCACCUAGCGCGUAUUUCGCAUUUCUCAGCGCCUGCGAAUCCGCCGCGGGGGACCGUGUACAGCCGGACGAGACGGUUCAUCUAGCGGCAGCCAUGAUGUUCAUGGGUUUCAAGAGCGUCGUGGGGACGCUGUGGUCCAUGAAAGAUGCGGACGGGCCUCAUAUAGCGAAGGCAGUGUAUUCGGCAUUAUUCAAGGACGGGAAGUUCAACCCUGAUCCGGAUGAUAUACCCUAUGCAUUGGAUGAAGCCGUGAGGGAGCUUCGGGAUCGAGGCUCUCCAGCUGCCCACUGGGCAACGUACAUCCACAUAGGCAUUUAGAGGCUUCCAUCAUUGUAGACUUGAUGUGAUUACGAGCGAUUGUACAUUCUUCGUAUAAGACGGACGUAAACUUACUUUCACAGAAUAAACACCACAGAAAUACUACAACACGCCACCAAAGGCUUGCCUGUCUCCGACACCCCUCAGCCCAUGACCCUGCGCUCCAGCUCCAUGACCCAACCCGCAACGGUUACGCCGACGCGCACUCAGCCUUCGUCUCGUCCUGCGCGUCCGCGCUCGCGAGGCUGGGAGUACGGUUCCUGAUUUUCUGAGACUGCUGGCCGGUCUCCCUGGCCCUCAGCUCUGCCAUCCGCCAGCUUACCCGUAUGAUUGGAGAUCGUUCUGUCAAACUACACGAGCUUGGCAACGAACGGAAUGGAAUGUCAAGACUAGCCCCACGCGGUUCCCCACACCACAUACUAUGCAGCGACGCGUGUUCAUGCACAGGACGGCGUGCUUGCGCUUUCGAAUGGCAAUGGGAGCAACGCAGGGAAAUGCAGAGCAACACAAGAACCUCUUUCUGCCAUCCGGCGUGCACAACCUUACUUGCUUCGUGGGUUUUAUGACCAAUAUUUAAUUCAGACACUGCACUCUUGGUGGUGUUCUAGAUGCAAAUUCAAUACACUCCAUACUCAUCCGCAUCAGAUGAUGUUGAACCAUCCUCUUGGUCGCCUUCGU
Molecule: messenger RNA, 3561 nt
Organism: Heterobasidion irregulare TC 32-1
Lineage: Eukaryota; Fungi; Basidiomycota; Agaricomycetes; Russulales; Bondarzewiaceae
Exons: 6
Coding region: 1-2883 (960 amino acids)
Source: RefSeq, a predicted model, not a curated record